Molecule: messenger RNA, 2448 nt
Organism: Nerophis lumbriciformis (worm pipefish)
Lineage: Eukaryota; Metazoa; Chordata; Actinopteri; Syngnathiformes; Syngnathidae
Source: RefSeq, a predicted model, not a curated record
AUGGACGCGGGGUUCUUCCGCGGCACGAGCGCAGAGCAAGACAACCGGUUUAGCAACAAGCACAAGAAACUGUUAAAGCAGCUGAAAUUUGCAGAAUGUCUUGACAAGAAGGUGGACAUGACCAAAGUGAACCUGGAAGUCAUAAAGCCAUGGAUUACUCAGCGGGUCACAGAGAUUUUGGGGUUCGAGGAUGAUGUCGUCAUAGAAUUCAUAUUUAACCAGCUCGAUGAUAAGCACCCGGAUAGCAAGAUGAUGCAGAUUAACUUGACGGGUUUCCUGAAUGGGAAAAAUGCCAGAGAGUUCAUGAGAGACCUCUGGCCCCUGUUGCUGAGUGCCCAGGAGAACAUUGCUGGCAUCCCAACUGCAUUUUUGGAGCAGAAGAAAGAAGAAAUCAAGCAGAGACAGAUUGAACAGGAGAAACUUGCUUCUCUGAAGAAGAUUGAAGAGGAGAAAAAGGAUUCAAGAGAGAGGGCUCAGUCAAAGAGCCCAAGAAGACGUAAGACGAGGUCCCCAUCGCCGCGACGCAGGUCUCCAGUAAGACGGGAGAGGAAACGUAGCCCCUCACGCUCUCCAAGGCGUAAAGCUACUUUACCUGGUGGGAGUUCACCUCCUCAACCUUUGAUGCAACUGUCCACAAAACCUGUGGAGCAGCCAGUGGAGCCUGACACAUCAGGAAGAGCCAUGCCAGAAGCAGUCAUCCAAGAAGCAUCUUCAACCAGUGAAACUGUUGUGGAGAUUGUGAAAGCAGACUCUGUGACUGAAGACAAGGAACUGCCACAGGAGAAGAAUAAGAACGAGGAAAGGCCUAAGUCCAGGGAAAGGGAGAAGGACAGUAGGAAAGAAAGACCUCCGCGUCGCUCCCGUUCUCAUUCCCGACACCGCAAACGUCGCUCCCGUUCAAGAUCUUAUUCUCCACGUAGAAGGCAAAGUCCCAGAAGGAGAAUGUCUCCACGUCGUAGGAGUCCACCCAGACGUCCACCCCCCAGUUCCAGAAACAGACACAGGCGUUCUCCUGUCCGUAGGAGGCGCUCUCGCUCUGCUUCAUCGUCUGGCAGCAGCUCCUCUCGCUCUCGCUCACCUAAAAAAGUAAUGAAAAGACUAUCCAACACGCCACCACGAAAACAGCCUCAUUUUUCUGAGGCCUCUAUUAGCCCUCCGAGGAAAGAUAGGCGUUCACCAUCUCCACGGGUCAGAAGGAACAGAGCCUCAGUAUCUCCUCCCAGAUCGUCUGAAGAGGAUAAAAACGAGAAAGGGGCAACUGCAGAUUCGGUGCAGCAGAGACGACAAUAUCGUAGACAAAAUCAGGAAUCAUCUUCAGAUUCAGGAUCCUCCUCCUCAGAUGAGGAUGUGUCUAAAAGACCAAAGGGAGGACCAGGGGCCAGGAAUGGUGAUGUUAAAAGGAGGCGUAGCCACACACCUUCACCUAGAAGGCGACCGAGAGACAUCUCUCCUAGGAAAAGACGUUCACCAUCUCCUGGUGCACGCAGACGCCGUUCUCCUAGUCCUCUAAGGCGUCGCAGGUCCCCUUCACCACGACGAAGGUCUCCUUCCCCACCUCCCCGCAGACGGUCUCCAUCCAACAGACGAUAUUCACCACCUAUCCAGCGUCGCUACAGCCCCGUACCUCCUCAGAAGAGGAAAUUCUCUAACUCUCCUCCUAGACGUGCUUCGCCAGUUCACAAACGCCGUCCUUCUAGAUCUCCAAAACGCAGAAGUUCUCCCAUUCAGCGGCGACGAACACCGCCCUCGUCUGCAUCCCCACCCAGACACAGAAGAAGUCCCAUGUCCUCUUCUGUUCGGCAAAGUCGAGAUGCACGAUCCCCUCCUGUAGCAGCAAAUCGUCGCUCCCAGUCCCCUGCAAACCGCAGUCGCAGUCCUGUGAGGCAGUUCGAAUCUGCCAACCAACGGAGACAUUCUCCACACAGUGAAAAACCUAUCCGAAGAGUCUCCCGCACCCCAGAGCUGGAAAACAAGAGACUUUCUCCGAGCCCCCAGCCUUUUAGAAGAGUUUCCUCCAGAUCUCGAUCCUUUUCUCCACAACCAGCUGCUGCGAAGCACGCUGCUCCCACAUCUGCCUCCCCCUCACCAUCUCGAUCAAACAGUGCAUCUCCCCCACCGGCCAAGAAGGCAAGCAGUGGCUCUGGCAGCCAUUCACCUAGCAAGAAUUCAGAUGUUGAUGGCAGUGCCAAGAAGAAGAAGAAAAAGAAGGAAAAGAAACACAAGAAGGACAAGAAACAUAAGAAGCACAAGAAGCAUAAGAAAGAGAGGAGUAGCAACGCAGCGAGUGGAGAGACCCAGCAGAACCAGGGUGGGGAUGAAGAUGGUGAAUCAAGAAAGGAAUCAGAGAGUGAAGUGGAGGAUACGUUGGAUGACCUUGAGAAACACCUUAGAGAGAAGGCUUUACGCUCCAUGAGGAAGGCCCAGGUUUCACCCUCACAAAUGUCCUAA